Ostrinia nubilalis (European corn borer) is the source of this 1637-nucleotide messenger RNA. RefSeq lists its product as uncharacterized. Gene Ontology annotation, biological process: proteolysis. NCBI's taxonomy places the organism in Eukaryota, Metazoa, Arthropoda, Insecta, Lepidoptera, Crambidae. Gene Ontology annotation, molecular function: nucleic acid binding; zinc ion binding; aspartic-type endopeptidase activity. The transcript is spliced from 2 exons. The record is from RefSeq and is a predicted model, not a curated record. The coding region runs from base 1 to 1377 and encodes 458 amino acids.
AUGCCGAAAGAAAGACGUAAAAGCCGACAAGACGACUAUGAAGAUUGUGAUGACGACAAUAUCACGCAUAACCCGACGCACAUGUUGCAAAUGACGGCGGAGUUGGUGCCUAGAUACAGCGGGAGAGAUAAUACCUAUCCCGUGUCACGCUGGAUUGAAGACGUCGAGAGCAACGCGGAAAUAUUCGGUUGGUCUUCGUUGCAGCAGCUGCUGGUGGCACGAAGGUCACUGACAGACACUGCGCAGCUGUGGCUCAGAUCCGAACGUCCGUUUAAGAGCUGGGACGACUUGAAGGCCGCGAUAUCGAAAGAAUUCCCAGACACCGUGGACAUCAAAGCCAUUCACGAACAAAUGAGUGCUAGAAAGAAGCGGUCGGAUGAAACAUGCCUCGACUAUAUGCUGAUCAUGAAGGAGUUAGGCAAGCGUGGCAAGAUGCCGGACUACGUUGCGAUUAAAUACAUCGUUGACGGAAUCGUGGACGUAGAAACAAACAAGAUCAUGCUUUACGGUGUUACAACCUAUAACGACUUAAAAGAGAAGCUGAAAAUCUAUGAAACGAUAUCAAGAAAAAUGCAGAGUGCUGUGCAGCAGAGGCGUGCAGUGAGUACAAGCAAGCAGCAGAGUGAUCGACGAGGGUCGUGGAAGAUUCGGUGCUAUAGCUGUGGAGAGACUGGACAUGCAUCAACUGAUUGCCCGCAUAAAAGCAAAGGUAUGAAGUGCUUUAAGUGCAACCAAUUCGGCCAUGUUGGAUCGGCUUGCACUUCGACUGCGACGGCGAAUCGGAAGACUUCGGAGGAGUUCGGUAAAUCUCGGCAAGACGACCACAGACAAAAGAAGAGCGCUAUGUUCGCGGCUGACAUCACUCGAGACUGCGGCGCCUCCAGCGGUGAGCUAUGGAACGAACUACAAGACUACCAACAUCAUGACAAGAAGCGGACGAUGUUCACUACGUCAAACUCCAUAGAAGGCAGCGCCCCUAGCGGCUCCAGUACGAACGACGACGAACCAAAGAUGGCGACAUUUGUUUACGACGAGAUGUCAACAUUGUCAACCUCUCAGAUCAACAAAACGGAGGAGAAAAAGCCGGUUAUUGUGUUGACAAUGAAUGAAAUACAGCAAAAAGCGUUAGUUGACUCCGGCAGCGACGUGAAUAUCAUAUCGGAGGACGUUUACAUCGAGUUGGGAAAGCCCAAAUGUGAGAAAGAUGAUUUGGUGCUAUCUGGAAUUGGACAAGGAACAGUGCGUUCGUUGGGAAAGUGUCUCCUAAACCUGUCCCAUGAAAGAUCCAGCUUUGAGAGAGGAAGUCAUCGAGUGUAUACAGAAGUACAAACCGGAACAGACGGAGGAAGCACCACUGCAGCUCAAGAUUGUGCUUAAGGAUGGGGUACCUGUGGCACUACGACCGCGACGACUGGCACUUAAGGAGCAGGAGAUUGUGGAGGAACAGAUUGCAGAAUGGUUAGAAAAGGACAUAAUACGCGUAAGUCACUCUGAAUAUAGUAGUCCAUUGGUUUUGGUCAAGAAAAAAGAUAAUUCCAUUAGAGUUUGUGUUGACUAUAGGAUGUUGAACAGAAAGAUUAUGAAAGACGAGUUUCCAUUACCAAUAAUUGAAGAUUUAAUAGAUAAAUUAAAAGAUG